CCCCCCCUUAAAAACCACACUUUUUAAGAAUACAUAUCUGCAAAUAUCGCUCCAGGUUGCUUACUUAUCCCAGAUGGCCAAUUCCCUCAACGGCCGGAACCCAGGUGGCCGAGGAGGAAACCCCCGCAAAGGGCGUAUUCUGGGCUUUAUUGAUGCUAUUCAGGAUGCAGUUGGCCCCCCCAAGCAAGCAGCUGCUGAUCGCAGGACUGUAGAAAAAACUUGGAAAUUAAUGGAUAAAGUGGUGAGACUGUGUCAGAACCCCAAACUUCAGUUGAAAAACAGCCCACCUUAUAUACUUGACAUUUUACCAGAUACCUAUCAACACUUGCGACUUAUAUUGAGCAAGUAUGACGACAACCAGAAACUUGCACAACUCAGUGAAAAUGAAUAUUUUAAAAUCUAUAUUGACAGUCUCAUGAAAAAAUCAAAACGGGCUAUAAGACUUUUUAAAGAGGGGAAAGAGAGGAUGUAUGAAGAGCAAUCACAGGACAGGCGAAAUCUCACAAAGCUGUCCCUCAUCUUCAGUCACAUGCUUGCAGAAAUCAAGGCAAUCUUCCCUAAUGGUCAGUUCCAGGGUGACAACUUUCGUAUCACAAAAGCUGAUGCUGCAGAAUUCUGGAAGAAGUUUUUCGGUGAGAAAACCAUAGUGCCUUGGAAGGUGUUCCGUCAGUGUCUGCAUGAAGUGCAUCAGAUUAGUUCUGGUUUGGAAGCAAUGGCUUUGAAAUCUACUAUUGAUUUAACCUGCAAUGACUACAUUUCAGUCUUUGAAUUUGAUAUCUUCACCAGAUUAUUCCAGCCUUGGGGUUCAAUAUUAAGAAACUGGAACUUCCUAGCUGUAACGCAUCCUGGAUAUAUGGCAUUUCUGACUUACGAUGAAGUUAAAGCACGGUUACAAAAAUACAGCACCAAACCAGGAAGCUACAUUUUCAGAUUAAGCUGCACUCGACUAGGACAGUGGGCCAUUGGAUAUGUCACUGGCGAUGGAAAUAUAUUACAGACAAUACCUCAUAAUAAGCCUUUAUUUCAAGCUCUGAUUGAUGGCAGCCGGGAGGGAUUCUAUCUGUACCCAGAUGGAAGAAGUUAUAACCCUGAUCUUACAGGACUGUGUGAACCCACCCCACAUGAUCACAUAAAAGUUACACAGGAACAAUAUGAAUUGUACUGUGAAAUGGGUUCCACAUUCCAGCUUUGUAAAAUUUGUGCAGAAAAUGACAAAGAUGUGAAGAUUGAGCCUUGUGGGCAUCUGAUGUGCACAUCUUGCCUUACAGCAUGGCAGGAGUCUGAUGGUCAGGGGUGUCCUUUCUGCCGCUGUGAAAUCAAAGGAACUGAACCCAUAAUUGUGGACCCCUUUGAUCCCCGAGAUGAGAACUCAAGGUGCUGCAGCAUUAUGGAUAGUUUUGGUAUACCCAUGCUCGACUUGGAUGACGACGACGACAGAGAAGAAUCUUUAAUGAUGAAUCGAUUAGCUUCUGUGCGGAAGUGUACUGAAAGACAGAAUUCUCCAGUGACAUCUCCAGGAUCUUCUCCACUUGCACAAAGAAGAAAGCCACUUCCUGAACCCCUCCAAGGACCUCAUCUUAGCCUCCCACCAGUGCCUCCUCGAUUAGAUCUAAUUCAAAAGGGAGUUGCUCGAUCCCCUUGUGCCAGCCCUACUAGCUCACCAAAGUCUUCUCCAUGCAUGAUGAGGAAGCAAGACAAGCCUCUUCCUGCACCACCACCACCUGUACGAGAUCCUCCCCCACCUCCGCCAGAAAGACCCCCGCCCAUUCCACCAGAUAAUAGGUUAAGCAGACACUUGCAUCAUCCUGAAAGUGUGCCUUCCAGAGAUCAGCCUAUGCCACUCGAAGCCUGGUGCCCCAGAGAGGUGUGCGGAACAAAUAAUAUCGCAGGAUGUCGAAUAGUAGGAGGCGAUGGUUCUCCCAAACCUGGACUCACAGCAAGCUCAAAUAUUAAUGGACGGCACUGUCGAAUGGGUUCUGAUCCAGUAUUUCUGCGAAAACACAGACGCCAUGAUUUGCCUUCAGAAAGUGCCAAGAUAUUUUCAAAUGGCCAUCUAGGAAAUGAAGAAUAUGAUGUUCCACCUCGGCUCUCACCACCUCCUCCAGUUGCCUCAGUCUUGCCGAAUAUGAAGUCUCCUGUUCCUGUUAAAAAUUCCCUCCCUGAGAAACCAAGAGAAUGUUUAGAAGAAGAUGAAUACAAGAUUCCUUCAUCCCAUCCUGUUUCUUUGACUUCACAGUCACCUCAUUGUCAUAAUAUAAAGUCUCACAUUCGUGUAUGUGAGAAUGGAAUAAUUAGCGAAACACACAAUUCUGCCUCUGAGAUGAAAAGAUUGAAACAUCCAGAGAUGGGUGAUACCUUUGAGCCUACUGUUCCAGUACCUUUACCACCUGCACGACCUCCUUUGAGGGAAAACUUGAAACAUGGCUCAGUAGUCAACAGGACUCCCUCCGAUUAUGACCUGCUUGUGCACCCUCCAGGCGAAGAUGCAUCUGACAACCCGCCACCCUCACUUCCCCCUCCGCCACCCCCUGCACGCCACAGCCUCAUUGAGCAAUCAAAGCCACUCAUUGCAGGAGGCAGGCCUUUGUCAGGACACGAACUCUACCUUCCUCCUGCAGAUCUUUUCUUUGAUCCUGUAAAUGGCUUAGUUCCUUUACCUCCAGUUCGAAGAUUAACUGGUGAAAAUAUGAAAACCCACAGAACAUCCCAGGACUAUGACCAGCUUCCAUCUUGUUCAGAUGGUUCACAAGCACCAGCCAGACCUCCUAAACCACUUCCCCGCAGGACUGCUCCAGAAAUACACCAUAGGAAGGCACAUAACUCUGACACAUCUAUAGAAAAUGUUGAUGCAAAAAUUGCAAAACUUAUGGGAGAAGGCUAUUCCUUUGAAGAAGUGAAGCGGGCACUUGAAAUAGCCCAGAAUAACCUUGAUGUAGCACGGAGCAUUCUAAGAGAAUUUGCCUGCUUUCCUCCGACCAUUUCCCCACGUCUCAAUCUAUAGCAGUGUGGAAAACCUUGAAGCAAGCCUGUCCUUCAGAAGUUUGUGAGUGUGAACAUGAGAGCUAACAUGCAAGUGCAACACUGCGUGCAAGAGAGAGAUUAUUCUCUAGACAUUUUCAAAGAGUAGCGUUCCAGCAGUUUUUCGGGGGGGUGGGGACUGCUCCUUUCAAGACAUAAGUGGAUUUGAUCUUCUGUAUUUUUGCUAGCCAUACUUUUUUGAAUCAGGGUUGAACUGACAAAUAAUUUAAAGAAGUUUACUUCCCAUAAACUUUUAAUCUGUGAAAUGCUUUUUCGUGUUUACAAGGUGGUGAGUGACCAUUUUCAAGCUGAUAGUCCUCCUUUGUUCUUGUUCAUAUUUUCUACUCCUGUGUAGCAUUUCCAACUGUUUUUGUACUGACUUGCCCCAUCAACUAUAAGUCACUUAUUUCUUCUCUCCAUUUUUUUCUUUUAAAGAAGCUUUAAUCUCUUUUUUUCUUUUCUUUUGCAUUUUAGCAUCAAGCGAAUGCAAGGGGAAAUGUGGCCUUCACUACUGAUUUUUUCCCUACUGUUGUAUCUUUGCUAUUUAGAGAGAGAAAAUUGAAUGUGUAAUACAUUGUUUUGUCUUUGGUCUGCCUCUUGGAGGCCAUUUUGACUGCAACAGUGGGCAGCUUUUCUUUGACAUAUGGCCGAUAACUUUCAAGGUCUAGAUGGCUUCAAUUUUAAAAUAAAUUAAACGUUCACAAUAUUAAAUUGCAUGAUAUGAUAGUUUCCCUGAAAUGUAAAUUGUACCUGGAACAUAUACUAAAAAUCCAUUUGUAUGCA
Molecule: messenger RNA, 3801 nt
Organism: Lacerta agilis (Sand lizard)
Lineage: Eukaryota; Metazoa; Chordata; Lepidosauria; Squamata; Lacertidae
Gene: CBLB
Product: Cbl proto-oncogene B
Exons: 19
Coding region: 74-3001 (975 amino acids)
Biological process (GO): cell surface receptor signaling pathway; negative regulation of epidermal growth factor-activated receptor activity
Cellular component (GO): plasma membrane; membrane raft
Molecular function (GO): ubiquitin protein ligase activity; receptor tyrosine kinase binding; SH3 domain binding
Source: RefSeq, a predicted model, not a curated record